AUGAAGUUCUCUAGCUCCAAUAGUUUUGCAUUGUGGUUCACGGUAAUCAUCGUGACAGCCUUCCAUCUGCCCGCGAACACUGGAUGCCUAAACGUCCCCGAGGCUUCUCAAGGAGAACGACCGAUAUUGGCCAAACGAGGUGUAUUUGUCCCUCGUUUCGUCGUGAUUCCCAUCAUCGGACCGAUCUCGUUCAACACAAUGUUUAAUUGGGGGUGCCCUCUGGAUUGGCAAGACUACAAUUGUGCUGGUGCUGAAUAUGAGACGAGAGUCAAGAUGGAAGCCACGCAAGCGAUCAGCGACGUCGUAGAAAAGUACGCAGAAGCCCAUCCGGAAAUGGCGAAGAAGGUUUCGUUGGAGUUGCGUGAGAUUUGGCUCGAGCAAACUGGACAACUUCCCAAACAGGAUCGGUCUCGAGUUGUGAAGGCAAGGGAUGAUCUUCAACAAUUGUUUGAAGAACACCCCGAGCUACAGGAACAGGCCGAAGAAAGAUUUCAAUCGAGGGUCAACGACAUGUAUCGCAAGCUCGAGCGGACAGACCAAGCCGACGCUCCAAGACAGGGUCCGGUGGAUUGGGCGCACAUCAAUCCUCACGAUGAUUGA
Molecule: messenger RNA, 600 nt
Organism: Puccinia triticina
Lineage: Eukaryota; Fungi; Basidiomycota; Pucciniomycetes; Pucciniales; Pucciniaceae
Exons: 1
Coding region: 1-600 (199 amino acids)
Source: RefSeq, a predicted model, not a curated record